Mercenaria mercenaria is the source of this 5068-nucleotide messenger RNA. Its product is annotated as RING finger protein 141-like. Bases 202 to 894 code for a protein of 230 amino acids. The transcript has 6 exons. Gene Ontology annotation, biological process: protein autoubiquitination. Lineage: Eukaryota; Metazoa; Mollusca; Bivalvia; Venerida; Veneridae. Gene Ontology annotation, molecular function: ubiquitin-protein transferase activity. The record is from RefSeq and is a predicted model, not a curated record.
UAUUUUGUUAUUUCUACAUUUUUUCUUGUAAUUUUAUCUAUUUGACAUUGUUAAUGAAAGGAUAUUUAGAGAUAUGAAUCUUUCAAUGAGAAAAUAGAAGGUGUUUGUUUCAGAACAAAGAGCUGUCAAUGUGGCAUUAGAAAAAAACAAAACCAGGCUUGUACUGCAUCUGGUCCAAUCUGGACAGCUUGUAGACCAUCAAUGGGCCAGCAAGGAAGCACACAUGAUCGCCAUACUGUAGAUAUAGUACAUGGUAAACUAAAGCAGCAUUCCGAAAUACUACGAAGAAUUGCUAAGCUGUCAUACAAAGAGUUCAGGGACUCUCUCACAGAGUUGAAUGAAGUGACCUCAACAUUUACCGACCAGCAUGGGAAACAGCUACAUUUCAACAUAGUGUCUGGUACAGAUGAUACCAUCCUUUGGAAGGGUACUGUAAAAAUCCAGUGUAGAAAGGUUCUCCCAGGAACAAAUAGGGUAUGUUCGGUACGAGAUUUAAGUAUAAGACAGUACAUCAUGGUAUACAAGGAGAUAACAGAGCAAGUAGCGAACCUUCAACCUGCCACGCCGGGAGGGACAGCUGCCAGAAUAGACAUCUGUGCGUCUAUGAUAUUAGAUGAAGCUGAGCACAAAAGUCUGGAAGUAGAAGAUGAAUGUUGUAUAUGUAUGCAGAAUGAGGCAAAGACUAUAUUGCCAUGUACACAUAAAUUUUGUGAAAACUGCUGUAGAGAAUGGACGGAUACACACUGCACCUGCCCUAUAUGUAGAGCAAAAGUUGCUAGUUCUGCGGACACGUGGGAACUGACGGAUCCGCCGGAUUCUACGGAAUAUGCAACAGAGGUGCGUGAAGUUCUUGUGGGCAUUGCUGAUAGACAUUCCAGGAAUAAUCAGACUUAGCAUUGUGGGAAUUAUACUUCCAUAAACGCACCUUUGUUUUCAAUGAUACAACAUGUAUCUAGAUUGUGAUAAAGAUUUUGUAAAGGUACUUUACGAAGAUAUAAUAUAACAGUAUAUCUCUACAAAAAAAGGGAUAUACACUAAGUUAUUAAACUGUAGACAGUUCUGUUGACUGCAAUGAAAGUGUGUCCUGAGUGAAUUCUGCCAUAUUGUGAAAUGAUUUCAGGAAUUUGAAUAGAAGAAUUAGCGGCGAUAAUUAUACAGUUAUUGAAUUAAACACGUCUAUAAUUUUUAGCUCAUCUGAUUUUUUGAAAAAAAAUGAUGAGUUAUUGUCAUCACUUGAGCGGUUGUCGGCGUCGGCAUCUGCGUCGGCGUUGCCUGGUUUAGUUUUAUGUUUAGGUCAGCUUUUCUCCUAAACUAUCAAAGCUAUUGCUUUGAAACUUGGAAUACUUGUUCACCAUCAUAAGCUGACCCUGUAUAGCAAGAAACAUAACUCCAUCUUGCUUUUUGCAAGAUUUAUGGCCCCUUUUGUACUUAGAAAAUAUCAGAUUUCUUGGUUAAGUUUUAUGUUUAGGUCAAUUUUUCUCCUAAACUAUCAAAGCUUUUGCUUUGAAACUUGGAAUACUUGUUCACCAUCAUAAGCAGACCCUGUACAUCAAGAAACAUAACUCCAUCCUGCUUUUUGCAAGAUUUAUGGCCCCUUUUGGACUUAGAAAAUAUCAGUUUUCUUGGUUAAGUUUUAUGUUUAGGUCAGCUUUUAUCCUAAACUAUCAAAGCUAUUCCUUUAAAACUUGCAACACUUGUUCACCAUCAUAAGCUGACCCUGUACAGCAAGAAACAUAACUCCAUCCUGCUUUUUGCAAGAUUUAUGGCCCCUUUUGGACUUAGAAAAUAUCAGAUUUCUUGGUUAAGUUUUAUGUUUAGGUCAACUUUUUCUCUUAAACUAUCAAAGCUAUUGCUUUAAAACUUGCAACUCUUGUUCACCAUCAUAAGCUGACCCUGUACAGCAAGCAACAUAACUCCAUCCUGCUUUUUGCAAUAAUUAUUGCCCCUUUUGGACUUAGAAAAAUCAUUUUCUUGGUUGAAUAUUAUGUUUAAGUCAACUUUUCUCAUAAACUAUCAAAGCUAUUGCUUUAAAACUUGCAACAGUUUUUCACCAUCAUAAGUGGACACUGUACAUCAAGAAACAUAACUCUAUCCUGCUUUUUGCAAGAGUGAUGGCCCUUUUUAGACUUAGAAAAUCAUGGGUAGGACAAUAUUUCUAUUAUACAAAAAAAAUCAGAUGAGCGUCAGCACCCGCAAGGCGGUGCUCUUGUUAUAUUAUAUGCCCUUCUCAAAUGCACUUAUUUGACAGGCCCAUAUUUCAUACAUAUAAGAAACACUGAUACCACAAGAGUCAUUAUCACCUUUGCGGGUCAAUAUCGCUUUUUGCGGACCCGCGCGUGUACCUCUUUUGACCAAUCAAAUGAGUGCUAUUUAAGUAGGGUUUAUAAUAUAAUAUUGAUGUUUAUAUGCUUUUCUUUAUGAUUUUGUUUUAUUUAGGCCUCACCAAAUUAAAAAGUUGUUCAUUGGAUUUGCCGCUCGUAUAUUUUCAGAAACACAAAAAAAAGAGAUACUGUGGAAAUAUACGAAAGUUAGUUUUUCUUCUGUGUUCAUGGAUUAUUACUCUAAAAUUGACAAUCCAAAAGAAGAGAUCAACAUUCAUAGUUGUUGUCUAUUUAUGGUCUUCUUCGUAAUAAGUUGACCUAUCUUAAAUAUUUAGAAAUUCUCAGUUUCUGUAUUUGUAAAAAUUGUAAUAAUUAGCUUUAUGAGCCAAAUGAGCCGCGCCAUGAGAAAAACAACAUAGUGCAUUUGCGACCAGCAUGGAUCCUGACCAGACUGCGCCGAUGCACAGGCUAAUGCGUGGAUGCACAAACUGGUUUGGAUCCAUGCUGUUCGCUAAUGGUUUCUCUCAUUGCAAUAGGCUUUGAAACACACAGCAUGGAUCUUUACCAGACUGCGGGGAUGCGCAGGCUGGUCUGGAUCCAUGCUGGUAGCAAAGCCACUAUGUUGGUUUUCUCUUGGUGUGGCUCAAAUUGUGAUUUAAAAGUUCCUUGUGAUGGUUCAUUGUAUGGGGCAACACACUUUACCUGCAUUGAUUGAAAGAUCAGAACAUAUCUUGUAUUGCUAAAAGUAUACAAUUCAGUUGUUUUUAGCUCAACUAUUCGAAGAAUAUGGGGAGCUAUACUACUCACCCCGGUGUCGGCACUGGUUAAAGUUUUUAUGAAAUGGUAAUAUCUUGUAUACCAUCAAAGAUAUUUACUUCAAACUUGGAACACUUGUUUAUUAUAACAGUCUCUACCAAUAGGCAAGAGUACAUAACUCUUGUCAAGUAUUUUUGCUGAAUUACGGAUAUUUUUGGACUUAGAAAUUGGUUAAGAUUUCGUACAAGGCCAUGUUUUGUAAAAACUGACUGACAUGUGUCUUUGAAACUUUGCUUAUCAUCAUGAUCUCCAUCUGUAGGCAAGAGUACAUAACUCUGUCAACUAUUUUGGCUCAGUUAUGGUUCUUUUUGACAUAAAAAUCAGACCAGUUUCGCAUACCAUUCCAUAUUUUGUCUAAACUGUUUGAAACCUUGAACUCUGGCUUACCAUCAUGGUCACACAUUGGCAUAUAAUGCAAAACUUAUCCAGUUCUACAAAUACAGGUGCAUUGUUUGUCUUUGUCUAAUUUACUUUUCUUCUUUUGUAAGAAAAUCUCUGGUAAUAUUUUGACCCUAUACUUUAAUCAGUUCCACGAAAAGGCGAGUGGGCUGUCAACAGACAGCUCUUGUUCAAAAGCAUUACAACAAUUUACUCCUUCUGCUCAGUAUUUUGGUUGUUUAUAUCUUGAAAAAUUCAUACCUCAGUGGUCGCUUUCAUAGCACUUGCAUUUUAUAUGUCUUUGAUAGAAAAUAUUUGCCUAAAAGGUGUGAGCAAUUUGCUUUAAAAAGGGAACAGGGUAUAGCAUUUAGAUGGCACUUUGUAAAAUCUCAUUCCCAGGGAUGGCUUCCAUGGUGCAUACUGUGUAAUAGUUCAAAUAGUUUUCAUAGUUUUGACCAAAAUGUCUUUUUGAUUGAUAUAUGAAUUCAUGGAUUUAAACUUUCGAAGAUACAAUGAACGGGUAUUUCUAAGUGUUCGUUUGGGAUUUAUUUCUUGGUUCUGAUGCAACCAUGAAAUACACAGAUAUUAUUCCCCCACAAUUGUUAAUGAUUUCACAAUAUUUGAGAGAGGUCUGUACAACUCACUCUUCAGCUGCUCUUAUGAUAAUAUAUGGUGGUCUAGCUAAAGUUAUUAACCCUUAGCCUGCUGGCGGCAAGUGAUUCUGCCUUUGCGACCAGUGCAGACCAAGAUCAGCCUGCACAUCUGUGCAGUCUGAUCAUGGUCUACACUGUUCGCCAUUCAGUCAGUAUCUUUUUGGUAAACACCCCUUUUUACUGUUAAUGGUAUUGUCCAAAUUGAAAGAUGGACCAGUCCAUUUUAGAAAUUUAGCAGGCUAAGGGUUAAAGUUCUACUUAUUGUUAUAAGAACUAUGGUAGGAAAAUUUUUAAAAUGUGAAACAGACAGAACGCCAUGGUAUGUUUUGUUGUAACCAUGUCAUUUGGAAAUUUGUUAACGGAAUUAAGUAAAACCUUUAUUUAUUCAAAAGCUGCCAUUGCUGAACUAUUUCAGUUUUUAGAUGCUCUAUGGAUAGACAGCUGGUAAACUGUUAUUGCUGUAUUUAUAUAGUGAAAUCAGUCUAUGCAUUUUUCAUUUUUUUACCGAUGCUGUUACAGUUCAUGUUAUUAUUUUAUUACUGUAAAAUCAUUUAAUUUCGUGGAAACAAAUUUUCAUGGUAUUAGUCAAAACGGCUAUUUCAUUUGGAUAAGAAUUCAUGAAUUCCAGAUGUUGAAGGUAAAAGGAAUUGCUUGUUCAUUAGACUUAAAAUUACUAGGAUUCACUCAACCAUGAAAUCCAUGAAAAUAAGUUCCCCACGAUAAUUUAUAAUUUCACAGUAUCUUUUUGUGUAGUUUGUUUGUGACCUGUUUGUAGAAAGUCUUUGAUAAUAUAAAUGUUAAACAUUGUUGUCAUAUUGAUUUUUUCUACUAUAGAAAUUAAUUCUUAUACUAUAUAUGUAAUAAUAAAUAUGUAAUGAUAAAUAAUUUCAUAUAAUGGAA